AUGAACUUUUGCAAGCUGCUAGAUCAGACCUGCUUGAAGAGAGUCAUGGACGCGCCUAGUGUUCCGACCACAAAUAAGUCCAAAAAUCGCCGCAAAGUGAAAACAGGGUGUCUGACUUGCAAAAAACGUCGAAUAAAAUGUGACGAGGGAAGACCUUCUUGUGAAAGAUGUGUCUCAACAGGUCGUGUGUGUGACGGCUACGGAAUUUGGGACGGUAUUGCCUUAGCCCCGGGCAGCCUAAAAUACAAGCGGGCAAGUGCGCUUUCAAACACCAUUGUACUCUCGCAAUUCCAAGGGGGUUCUAGGAAACCAUAUAGCAUCGGAUUCGAAUACUUUCGCAAAUAUACUGUCACCAAGUUGCCUGGGGUAUUUGAAUCCGGCUUCUGGAGUUCGUUGGUAUUCCAAGCUUCCGUCGAGGAACCUGCCGUUCUACAUGCGGUAACUGCUCUUGGCGCAGCACAUAGGAAUGAGGAGACAAUCAGUUUGGUGGAAUAUAAUCAGGCAAUACGCCACCUUCGUCGACAUCUAAAUCGACUUGACAACCACGCACUCCGAGUAUCGCUGAUAACAUGUAUGGUCUUUGCUUGCCUUGAGCUACUGAAGGGAGGCUUUAAAACUGGUCACGCGCACUUGAGCCACGGUAUGCAACUCCUUCGAGAAAUCCAAACACGCCAGGGGAUCACAUCGUUUGAUGGUCCUAUUAUUUUGCGGAUGCAUCCUCAGUCGGUCGAGGAUGCUUUAGUAGAGGUGUUUUCUCGACUUAACAUCCAGGCAAUGCUUUUCGGCCAAGUAACAGCGCACCUUAUUUUCGUUGGUGAACGCGCACCAGACGGAUCAAAUUACAGUAUUCCCUCGAAAUUUCAAAACCAUACUGAAGCUCGAAAAUAUCUUGAUUCUCUUAUCAACGGUGUCUAUAACCUGACUCAGCAGACCAGAAAUAUCUUUCAUGGUCAUUUGCGGAACCCAGAGCACCUAUAUCGGUGGAAAGAGGGGCUCGACAUCGCCCUGGAACAGUGGCUGCAGACUUACAAUCACAGUCAGAGAGAAUUACUUGCGAAUCUCACGCCAAGAAAAAUGUAUCGUACACCUCUCCUACGUCUGUAUCAUACAAUGGCCACGAUCAUGGUCGCAACCUCUUUGCGAGGCACCGAUGAGAUGAUAUUUGAUUCGCAUAACCUAGAUUUUAGAGCUCUUCUUCGACAAGCUGUCGAGCUAUGGGACAUGAUGCACAACGCAUACUUGGCAUUUAAAAAGCUAAGCGGAUAUGUAAUGCCUGCAAUUUGCUUCACCGCAGAUAUGGGUUUUAUUCCUCCAUUAUACUACACGGUUGUCAAGUGUCGUCAGCCUAGCUUGCGGCGGAUGGCCAUUGAAAUGCUCAUGUCAGCUCCUCAUCGAGAAGGGGCCUGGAGUGGCUCUCUUGUGGCUCGUAUGGCGCAAUAUAUCAUGGCAUUAGAAGAAGGGCGCAUAUAUGAGGACCUUGAUAUCAUGCCCACUUAUCAUAUACAGCAAACUGAGGUGCCUGUUGUGCCCCACUUAUCACGUUUCAACGAUAUUAAUAUUUCACUGCCUGAGCGUGUUGGGGGUAAAGCAACUUUAUUUUUGAGCCGGUAUCAAGGGAUAGGAGGUUGGAUCACGGACAGUCGACAAUUCGAUGUAACGUUGUAUGAUACUGUUUCUUCCCGCAUUUGGGAUUAUGAUGCAACCACUUAUUUUGGCAAAUUGUGGAAUGGAGAGGAUUACAAGAACUAA
This is a messenger RNA of Trichoderma gamsii, 1749 nucleotides long. RefSeq lists its product as hypothetical. Bases 1 to 1749 code for a protein of 582 amino acids. NCBI's taxonomy places the organism in Eukaryota, Fungi, Ascomycota, Sordariomycetes, Hypocreales, Hypocreaceae. The transcript is spliced from 2 exons. Gene Ontology annotation, molecular function: zinc ion binding; DNA-binding transcription factor activity, RNA polymerase II-specific. The record is from RefSeq and is a predicted model, not a curated record. Gene Ontology annotation, biological process: regulation of DNA-templated transcription.